Molecule: messenger RNA, 4500 nt
Organism: Mytilus trossulus (common blue mussel)
Lineage: Eukaryota; Metazoa; Mollusca; Bivalvia; Mytilida; Mytilidae
Product: GTPase HRas
Exons: 8
Coding region: 142-696 (184 amino acids)
Biological process (GO): epidermal growth factor receptor signaling pathway; Ras protein signal transduction
Cellular component (GO): plasma membrane
Molecular function (GO): GDP binding; GTPase activity; GTP binding
Source: RefSeq, a predicted model, not a curated record
AGAAAAAAUGGGUCAUCAAUGCCUGCUCAGUGCCUCGCUACAAAGAACGGAGGGUCACUGGGUUAAAAAUCUUUGUGUGUGGUGAACAUUUGUAAUAUUUGUGCAUCUUAUUUUGAGUGGAUUUAUGAACUGGUCUUUCAAAUGACAGAAUACAAGCUUGUGGUUGUUGGAGCUGGUGGCGUAGGCAAAAGUGCAUUAACCAUCCAACUUAUACAGAAUCAUUUUGUAGAAGAAUAUGAUCCUACAAUAGAGGAUUCGUACAGAAAACAAGUGGUAAUUGACGGAGAAACAUGUCUGCUAGAUAUCCUAGAUACUGCAGGUCAAGAGGAAUACAGUGCUAUGAGGGAUCAAUAUAUGAGAACGGGAGAAGGAUUUCUUUGUGUGUUUGCUGUAAAUAAUACAAAAUCGUUUGAAGAUAUUAAUCAGUAUAGAGAACAGAUCAAAAGAGUUAAAGAUGCAGAUGAAGUGCCAAUGGUCUUGGUAGGAAAUAAAGUAGAUUUACCAACACGGACAGUAGAUGCAAAGCAAGCAAGGCCAGUAGCCGAUAGUUAUAAUAUACCAUAUGUAGAGACCUCAGCCAAAACAAGACAGGGUGUCGAUGAUGCUUUUUAUACUCUAGUGAGAGAAAUUAGAAAAUAUAAAGAAAGAAAAGGGCCAAAGAAAGGAAAAAAGAAGCCAAGGUGCUUAUUAAUAUGAAGACAAGAACAUUUUAAAUUUUUUCUGUCAUUUAUGUAACAUUUUUUUGUAAUAUUAUGUUUAAACAGCUGUAAUCUGUUCCUCAAUGUUGAUUUGAGGGAUUUUGAUUUCUUUAAGAAAAAAAUAUGUAUUUCGGGGGCAUUUGUAAGUAAAAAAAUAAAAAUUAUGUCUGCAGGCACUGUGCUCGGUUUUCACUCUUACUAUUAUUUCAUAGCAUAAUAUCAUUUGCACAUACAUGUAUAUAUGUUUAUACAUUUGGGGUUUUUUUUGUAUGGAAAUAUAGGUACCUCUGUGGCUGAGUGACCUUAAGAUCUCUUUAGCAACCACUAGCCUUUCUACACAGAGGUUGUCAGUACGAACUCUGCAUGUGGCAGGUGCUAUCAACUCUAAUCUUUAUUGAAUUGGAUGAUCAGAUUUCAUGCUAAAUAUUCAUGGUUUUCUCUGGGCACUCCAAAUCUUUCUGCCAAUUAUAACUAGCUGCCACAAUGCAGCCAAAAGUGUUAAAAGUAGAUCAGGAAACAAGGGGGAAUAAUGUCCUCGUAUAAAAAUGUUACUUUUACAUGAAUAGAAUCAGUAAAUUCUUGUAAAGCAAAGUUUUAUUCCCUGAAUUAUAAUUGUGGGUAUGGUUAGUUACUAGAUGUAUUACUCCUUUGUGAAUUUUAUAACAGAGCACCUUUUUGCACUAGUCCUUACUGUGUAACUAGUCAUGUGUCUGUAGUGACGUCCUGUGUCCCUUUGUAAAUCGUCAUUUCAUCUUUUGAGUUUUAAAGAAUUGUACGGAAAAUCACAACAUAAAAGGAAGAUUUUGUAAACUUCAAAAUAGGUGAUUGUAGGAAAAUAAUUUGGUCAAAGUAAACAUUUUUUUUGUUAUAACUAUAAUGUGAUAGGACCUAAUCUGUAGAAGCAUAUGUAUGGACUACAUUUUAAAUUUUUAUUGCUAUUUAGUAUAUGCAAUAGAAAAUUUAGAUGCAUUGCUUCUUUGAUGAAUGAACUACACAAGUUAAAAUCAUAACUUGUGUAAAUAAUAUUUGACGUCUAUGUUCAUGUAUAUUUUGAGCUAAGGUAAACAAAAUUCCAGUUAUAAGUACAAAUCAUUAUCAUUGACUUUUUAUAAGGCAAAAAACUAAAGUGAGCAAUGGCAAAUAUUUUCAUGCAUUUUGUUUUUUGUUGGUACAAUUUUGGUUUCUAAUAUGCAAAUAAUUUCAAAAUGAUUCAAUAAAAUGAAGUUUGGUAUGUUAAUUUUUGACUCCUGAUCCUUUAAAAUAUCAGACAAAUUAAUGGCUUUUCUUAAAAUUUUAUAUUUAUAACUUAUAUUUACAUCAGGUAGCUUUUAAAUUAGAAACAUAUUAAUCUAGACUCAUUAUUACACACAGAUUUUUUUAUCUAUCUGCUUUAAUAGCAUUUCUUAUUUAAAGUAGUAUAUAUUUUGAUAUGAAUUAUUCUUUAUGUGUUAAGUAGUUGUUUCAAUAUAUUGUUAUAUAGAGUAGAAUUUUGAUACAGUUAUUAUUUUACAAUAGUAAAUUUGAAUGAGCCUGAGGUUAUAAGAUGUUGGCUUGGGUUUUUUUGCACUGUAAACUUUUGCAGUUUGAAAGGUCAAGGAUAUUUGAAAAUUUUACUGACUUAUUUUGGCAAUAUUGAAAGUGAAUGGUAAAUUAAUAAUAAUUACUUGUAAAGAUUUAAUUGUUUUAGUAAUAUUUCUCCACUUUCUCUUUCUGGUUCGGGUUCUUAUAUUGUAUGUGAAUAUGAACAAGAUAAUGAGUUCUAUAAUUACUGGGAAGGUAGCCCAAUUAGCACCUGUUGAUUGUUAGAAUAUAAUUUUCUUUCUAAUGAUAACGUAAUAACAAAACGUCAACCUUUUGAUUAUGUGCAACCUUAAACAUGUUAGCUGUUUUUUUUAGUUCAGAGUAGUUCAUUGGACUCAUAAAUGACCAAUUAUCAUUAAGCUUACAUUACCUGCUAUGCAGCUGUUGUUAGCUUAUUAUAAUAUAGAAAGAGUUUAUUACAGCUCAGUGGGCCUCAUGUUUUUUGUAGAAUUUGGUUUAUAUUUAUAUUCAAUUUGUAUUUUUUUAAGACUGACCUUGACCUUCUUAAUUAAAUUUUCCAACCUUUUUUUUUAACAUUUUUCUCAUGUAUUUUAUAUUUUGUAUAUAUUUGAUCAAAGUUCAAAAUUUCUUUGAAAUUUAAAAGAAUAGAUACAGAUGGAAUUAUAUUAAUAUUUAGUACAUAACAAAAUUCACAAGAAAAAGAUUAACAAAAGAGAGGUACGCUGUAAUCAAAUAGCCUAUGUACCAAAAUUUUCAUUUUUAGAUUGAGAGGUUGAUUUUUGAUUUUUCAACUAUAAUACCUUGUGUUAAUGAACUUUGAAAUUAGAUGAUGGGUGAAAUCUGUUAAAAUACCAGUAUUCUGUAUAUAUUUGUUGAAAAAAGGUCAAUUGAAAAAGAAAAUCAGAGGAAAUGUACAUCGUGAGUUUUAUGUUGAUCAUGAAUUUUAUGUUAACUUGUUGGAUAUGGUUUGUGGUUACAUUUUAGUGUUAUGUUUGCACAUAUUUACAUUGGAAUAUUUGUGGAUGCACUGAUAUUUAAAUGUAAAAGUAUUUGUUAUUAUACUUGUACUUUUUUUAAUUCGUCUAUUUAUCAGAUGAAAUCAUAUGUAUUGAUUUAUUUAGCUUUUGUAUAGUGAAAUGGUCAUAGGUUUAUUAAUAAUCUAAUAUCACUUUUGAUAGUAACAACCCAUAAAUAGGGGAAGAAAAGUCUGUAGGUUAAGGUCACAUCAAAUUAAUUUACCAUCAUUAUGACUAACUGUAUUCACUCCAAUGGUCAAGUCCCAAUCGGUAUCAAUUUUAUUUUUGUUAUGGUUUAAAACCAUUUAUAUGCAUCUACUUUCACAUUUUGUGAAUGUCUUAAUGUUUAUUCAUUGGUUGGUUCUCUUUCAUCCCUUAAAUAACUAUUAUACUUUAAUAUUAAAGACUAAACAGAUCUCUGUCAAUUUAUGUCAUUUGUUUCUAAGUGAUAAUUAUUGUGAUCUGUCUUAUGAAAUUUGUGAUUACUGGCUAAAUUGUAAGUAGUUUCUGGUUACAGGCUAACUUUUAUGAACUUCGUGAUUACUGGCUAAAUUGUAAGUAGUUUCUGUUUACAGGCUAACUUUUAUGAACUUUGUGAUUUCUGCCUAAAUUGUAAGUAGUUUCCGGUUACAGGCAAACUUUUAUGAACCUUGUGAUUUCUGGCUUAAUUGCAAGAGAGAAAAAAAUAGCAUUGUUUUAUGUAGCUUCCAGUUAUUUAAUUGAGAAUUAUUCACAAGAAAACUAAAAGAAGAGGAUUUCAGGUUGAAUAUUUUGUUCUUAUUCCAUUCAAAGGAAAAUAUUUACACUUCCCCAAUUUUUCUGGUGAUAGGUGACUGAAAAUCUACAAAUUAUUUUAAUAUGGCCUUAAUGGAUUUUGCUUUUAAUUAAGAAUACUCGAAAGAAGUAUAGAUGAAAGAAAGAAAAAACUAAAAUAUUAAAACUGUUCAUUUUAUCCCGAUACUGUAACAAGCAUUUAUUCUGACAAUUUUACUUCAAUUUUUUCCCAUAGAAUUGAAGAAAAGAAAUAGAAAGAUAAAUUAGAUCCAAACAUUUAUAUACUUGUCUAUUAUCUCUAUGUUGUCUUACUUAUAAACUUUAUUAUUCAUUUAUAUCAACUCAGAAUACCUUUAAAAGAUGAUGACAUCAGUAAAAAGAAGUGAUUUGAGUGUUUUUGAUAUAUUGUAUAUUUAUGAUCUGAUUUGAGGAUGUUGUAUUACAGCUCAAAUAAACAUUCCUCAUCAUAA